AUGCAAACAACACCGCCAUUCUCGCAAAAUCACUCAAAUCCUCUCUUAAUGAAAGAUGAUGUAGGCAAGUCCAAACCCUCAACAUACAAUCUCCCUAAUCAAGGCUUCGUCUAUGGAUAACCUUUGGCAAGGGAUAAAGAAGGAGCCAAAGAAGGUAAAUAACAAUCUUUUACUCAGUUACCAUGACUUGGAAAUUCCACCAAGAAUCCCAAGACAAAGUACCCAACAGAGAUUUCGCUGAAUUAAACAAAUAGUCCAUUCAUAAUGGGUCUGUCAAAGCACAUGUAACUGUACAUUCUAUUCAGGAUAUGUACAAAUUUAGAUAGACACACGAUGCCAGAUUAAAACUUAAAAAGGGUACCAACAUACAGGCUAUAGAAUUGCCAGAAGAAGAAUUCAGGUAUGGUCGUAAAAAUAGGUUCAUUUCAAAUUAUUAACAUUAGACCAUCAACACCCAUGAAAUUGGUUAUGGGUAACUCUUAUGGAAUCGAAGCAGAAUCCACCAUAUUAGAGAAAUACUAAGUUAGAGCAAACUCAUAAGUAUCCUAUAAUCUAAAUAAAGGAUUCCAAACUAUCCUCGUCAAUAGUAAAGAGUAACAAGGCAUCUUAAUUGUUUUACGAUACAAAUCAUAAAAAAUUAGCAGCUAUUCAAGGAGUAGAGAAAAAGGAACCAUUUAAAAUGGAAAAGUUCAAAACUGUAAAUUCCAAAAUCAAUACCAAUUUAUAAACUAAAAAAUGA
Paramecium octaurelia is the source of this 739-nucleotide messenger RNA. The record is from the annotation of a GenBank genome assembly. Lineage: Eukaryota; Ciliophora; Oligohymenophorea; Peniculida; Parameciidae.